CAACCGCCAACAGAUCAAAGCUGAAACGAAAUUUCGUGUUCAAUAAUCUAAUUACGGUUCAGAAAGAAUGGAAUCUUCAAGCUUGAAGCAGCAAUUAGAGGAAUUGCAGAAACAGCUCGGGAAGAAACAGAGAUUCGAGGAGUCCGUUUCCGCCAUCGAUUCACUUCUCAAACUCCAUUACCCAUCCGCUUCUCCCGCUCUUCGCAAAUCGUUUUAUUCGGUUGUUUGUCGAGUCGCAACCAUUUUGAAAACGAGAUACACCGCUCCCGGCUUCUGGCUUGCCGGUUUACGUCUUUUCGAGCGAUUAGAAUCCCUUGUCUCUGAUCCUGCUGAAAAGGACCAUUUGAAGAAUUGCAUUUCUCAGGCUAAGGAACACUUGAAUGAAAUCGAGAACCCCGCCCCGUUAGCUGAGUCUUCCCAAAACAGAGGUUAUCUUUUUGAAGGGCAUCUUACUGUGGAUCCUGAACCACCACAGCCCCAAUGGUUGGUCCAAUCGAAUCUCAUGACUGCCUUUGCUUCCGCUGCAACCGCCGAUUCAUCCGAGGGAUCGGGCUCGAAUGUUGUCACGGUAGAAAACGCUGCCAAUGUGCUCGAGCAGCUUAUUAAUCACCUCGAUACGGUUAUACCAGAGAUAUUGGACAAUGAAGCCGGUGUCCGGAAAGUCCCGCCAGCUAGUAAAGAAGUUGUCGCGAAGCUGCCGGUAAUUACUCUCUCGGAAGAAAUUCUGGCAAAGCUCGGGUCCAAUGCGGAGUGUGCAAUCUGCAAGGAGAACCUUGUUAUAGGCGACAAGAUGCAAGAAUUGCCUUGCAAGCACACAUUCCAUCCUCCUUGCCUAAAGCCAUGGCUGGACGAGCACAAUUCUUGCCCGAUUUGCAGAUACGAGCUGCAGACGGAUGAUCAUGAGUAUGAGAGCCGGAAGGAGCGGGAGAAGGAGGCCGAAGAAGAGAGGAAAGGAGCUGCGAAUGCGGUUCGUGGCGGCGAAUACAUGUAUGUCUAGAUGAUUGAUGAUCUUAUUGGAAUUGUGAUAUAUUCAUUGAUAUUUCACAUUAAUC
Molecule: messenger RNA, 1052 nt
Organism: Hibiscus syriacus
Lineage: Eukaryota; Viridiplantae; Streptophyta; Magnoliopsida; Malvales; Malvaceae
Product: E3 ubiquitin-protein ligase AIP2-like
Exons: 5
Coding region: 68-997 (309 amino acids)
Biological process (GO): protein ubiquitination
Cellular component (GO): cytoplasm
Molecular function (GO): ubiquitin protein ligase activity
Source: RefSeq, a predicted model, not a curated record